AUGGCAGCCCGGAAUGAGACUGAGUUUGAAAAGUUAAUUGAUGAAGCUACAAGAAAAAAAGAUUUCCAAUCAUUAGAACAAUUUCUGGCAGCAGAAGACACUGAAAAUGUCUCUCACAAAUGCAGCAAGCAGUUCAUCAACAAGUUAGAUAAGCUUCUGUGUUGGGAGCUUGACAAACAAGAAGUCAAAAGCAUUUCCACUUUACUAAAUGCUAUUCAGAAAUGUGGCAAAAAAAUCAGCAUAGCUGGAGAAGAUGGGCUCCCAGCAAUGAUAAAAUAUGGUCUUAUUGGAAGGAUGGUUAAUUGGUUUGAAAAGUUAAAAGAAAUCUGGGUCCUCAGAGGAAAUGAAAAAAAUGAAAUGCUUACAAAUCUGGCUGAAGAUUUCUUCAACAUAUUGCUGGAUAUAGGUGAUAGCAGACCUGAAGGUAAAAUGCAAAUACUAGAAAACUUUGUUCUGAGAACAUGUACCCUCAUCACUGAUGUAAGAGUUAAUUUUUAUGUUCAGCAGGAGGUAGUAAGAAAACUUAAUUUAAUACUUGACAACAUGCCUCGAGAUGCCAGGAAAAAGAUACUUUCUACAAAGGAAAUGUUGCUUGUCAUGAGUGACAUGGGAAAGAGAAUUUUGGAUGCUGGAGACUAUGACCUGCAAGUAGCCAUUACAGAAGCUUUAUGCAGAAUGGUAACAGAGAAGCAAAGAGGAGAACUGGCAUCCCAAUGGUUUUCCAUGGAGUUUGUGUCCAAUGCAUUUAAAGAAAUUAAAGAUUCUGAGUUUGAAACAGAUUGCAGAAAAUUUCUUAACCAGGUGAAUGGCAUGCUUGGAGAUAAAAGAAGGGUUUUUACAUAUCCAUGUUUAUCAGCAGCUCUUGAUCAAUUUGAGCUAAAGAUACCCUUGGAUGAAAACCUUGAAGAAUUUUGGGUUGAUUUCAACGUCGGUAGCAGAAGUAUAUCUUUUUAUGUGGCAGCAGAUGAUGCAGAUCAACAGUGGGAAACAGUCAUUAUACCAGAAGAAGAAGUAGACCUGUACAGCCUUGAAGAAAAAGAUUCAAAGAAAUUGUUAACAAUAGAUCUAAAAAGCCCCAUGUAUGUGGGUAAUCAAGAAGGAGAGAAAAUUUUUUUAUAUUUUGAUUCUAUUUUGGAAAUCAAAGAUGUAACAAGAAAGAUCUAUGGAUUUAGUAAAUAUAAGGGCUUUAGUAAGAAGCAGUCUGCAUCAGUUGCCAAAACAAGUGUACGUGUGCUUUUUGAUGAAAGCGGAUCACAGGUUCUGAUACCAGAAAGUCAGUUGUCACCAUGUUGGGAAACAAAAUCUGAAGAAGAGCAGCUCACUAAGUACAAAUCCAAACAACUUCCUGGUACUUUGAGGACUCGGAAUAAAAGUGACAGUCAAGAAAAAUGCAGAGAUGAUUCCUCCAAGAUAACUGCAUCUCAUAAAAGGAAAGUGUCUGAAGCAUCAGUGCUUAUUCCUGGAACGACAAGGUUUUCUACAAGGAGUCCACUGGAAUUUGCCAGCAAAUCUACUUCUCAUAAAGGACGAUAUAAGUUACCUUUGGAAAUGAUGACUUCUGCUGAAAGGUCUACCAGUGAUGCAAUAAAUGAGAGCAGAGCAAAGAAUUUCUAUCAAGAGUCUACCGGACAAAUGUAUACUGAAGAAGUUUUAGAAGUUACCACAGAGGCAGCAACUGAGACCACACACAAACAAACUUUAGAUGAAGCGCUGGAUGUCAUCCCCGAUUUUCAGCCAGUAGGGAAAAGCAACAAACCUUUGCUGUCUGGUCAUUUGGAGAGUUCUUUUGAUAAAACCAAAACAUGUAAAAAAAGAGCAUGCUCUGUUCCUGAGAAGAAUAUAUCAACUAGUGACAGGCACAAGCCAAAUCCACCACUGGCACGUAUGUCCCAUCCACUUUCCAGAGUGUCUGCAACAUCUUUGCAUUCCAAUCUCACAAAAGAGGAACCUGAUGUUCUCUUUAGAAAAGACACUGCAAAUCCAAAACCAUCCAAGACGAAAACAAAGUCUAAAGAAAUUACGGAUGCAACAAAAUCACUAAUUAGUAAAAUCAGUGACAGAUAUAAAGUGAAGACUGAUGAGAAAAGCAAAGCAAGAGACUCCUUGGGUUUCAGCAGGUCACAGUUAAAUAAAUCCUUUGUAUCUAAGGAAACAGCUCAGCAUAGAAAGCUGAAAACCACUGCUUUUCCUAACAAAACUGCAGGUCAUAUGGACGAUAUCUACAACUUUUGCAUCAGUGGGUUUGAUGAACCUACAAUAAAGCUUCAAAUCCAAGAAUUGCAUGUUACUGAGCUGAGUGUUCAUACAGAUCUAAACAAAAAAGGGAAUGCAGAUGAUAGCAAAAGUAGCACUGAAGUGAAAGGCAGAAAAAAAACUAGAAACAAUCAAAACAAGAAGCAUCUCUUCAGUGACACUGACACAGAAUACAGAGGUGAUGACAACAAGACUGACAUUAGUUGGCUACAAGAAUCAAAGAGAAAACCCAAAGUCCAGUUAAUUGAUUACAGUAGAAAGAAAAACUUAGGGAAACUAAUAACCACAAACAAAACAGAUAAACUCUCUGAACCUGUUUGCCAUAUGGAUAAGCCUGAAGGCAAAAAUGCAAAUAAGAAAAAGACAAACAAAUGUAAAAAACAGAAUUCAAGAACUAAUGAAAUUAUAGAACCUGCCACCAGACAAAAACGACCCCGAAGAGCAGCAUUAGCAAAAAAUUACAAAGAGCCUUCCAGUUCAGAGUCAGAGGGUGAAAGAAAAUCUUUAGCAUGCACCUUUAUGGAGGAGAAAUCAAAAAUACAGAAACAUAUGAAUGGGGAAAACAAGGAUGAUAAUCGGCAAAAGGAUCUCCGAAAUAUUGUAUCUGUGGAGCUAAAGACAGUAACUGAUUAUGUGCAGAGAGCAUUUAUUAAAUCAAAGAAUUCUCCAGAACAAAAGACAGUUGAAAUGGCAUUAUCUGAGAGUCCUGUGUCUCCUCAGACACUGAAAUGCUCUGAAAGACUGUCUGGAGGAGAUGUUACUCAAGAGCAUAUUUAUAGUGAAAGAUCACCUGGCCUUCAGGAGUCAACACCAGAAAAAAGUGAAAUGUUAAACUUUGAAAAAGAAGUCUCUCCUAAUAAUUUCUUUCCACAAAAGAAGAGUAUUCAAAGUAUAUGUCUAAAUCAGUCCCCUGAGAGAAGUGUUAAAAAUUUAACAUUUGGAAAUAAAAGUUUCUCCCCAGCUUUAAGUGAAGCAUCUUUGCUCAGUUUAAAGCCAUACAAAACUGUCAGUGGAAAACAUGCAAAAGGAUCUGUGCCUGAAACACGUGAUGAUAAUGAAGAUUCAAGUUUUGGACAUUCCUUUUCAGACACACUUUCUGUUAAAGGAAAACUAAAAGAUAUCGCUAAACCUAUCUCCAAAAGUAAAGAGGAGGAUUAUGUACCACCAUCUCCCUCUUCUGUUUCCAGUGCAAGUAAAGUACAGUCUUGGGGUGAAGAACCUUGUGAUUCCACACAUGGCUCAGGACCAACUAUACAGACAUUUCUCAAAAGGAAGUACCACAGUGAUACAGAAAGCAAUUCUGAGGAAGUAGAAACAAGCAAAGAGAAGGAAAAGAAAGGAGAUAGAAGAACAAAGUUACAGCCUAGAAAACUGUUUAAAAAAGAUGAUGCUGUUGCUUACAGAGUGUCUGAAAACAUGUCUACUGUAUCUGUAAAUGAACUGUUUCUUUUGGAUGGGGAAGGCUGGGAACCUGGUUGUUCAACUAUCAGUAUAUGUCAGAAGCUCCAAAAAGAAUUUACUAAGAAAAUUGAGAGCCGCUCACGCAAAAUGGAUUAUUUUACCAAGCAAUCUUUAAGAGCUGUCCACGAGCAUUUGACAGCAAUGAGUUACCAGCUUCAUGAAUGCAGGCUCAGGCAGAUGGACAAGUUUCAUUAUGUUCUCCUUGAGCAACUUGAGAAUUUUGAAAAAGAUUCUCAGUCCCUGAAAAGCAUGGAAAAGGAAUUCUCGACCUUUUGGAAAAAACAUACACAUACUUUUAGUACAUACAUGAAAAAUGAGCAACAGAGAAUUGAGGUUCUUAAAACUUCAUUUGAAAAGAACAUCUGCCAUAGUCUUGACUAUGAAGAAAAUAUUUUUACUUCAGAGAUGCAUCUGAUGAAUGAAGACAUAAAAGCACUCCAAGAGAAACUUCUAAAGGAAAUGCAAGAAGAGGAACUGUGUAACGUUCGCAGAGGAUUGCAGACGUUGCUUCAAUCAGAAGACACAAUUCUGAAGUAA
Messenger RNA from Colius striatus (speckled mousebird), 4251 nucleotides. It is a transcript of the gene SYCP2, whose product is annotated as synaptonemal complex protein 2. The record is from RefSeq and is a predicted model, not a curated record. The transcript is spliced from 43 exons. NCBI's taxonomy places the organism in Eukaryota, Metazoa, Chordata, Aves, Coliiformes, Coliidae. The coding region runs from base 1 to 4251 and encodes 1416 amino acids.